AUGCCAUAUCUGAAUGGAAGCUCAGAUGGUCCCCAUGCUGGGCUCACUUCUGGGUCUCUCAUUCUAGCACCAACCUCGGCCAUCCAGUGGGGACUGAAGCCUCAGAAAGCAGGUUACCAGCCCUCCAAUGGCUAUGGAGAUGAAGCAGAACUGGGCUUCCGUGGUAGCCUCAAGCUGCAGAAAGUUGGGUUCCCUGUAGCCAAUGGCUUUACAAAUGGUGAGUUGGACCCAGGAGACCAGAUACAAGGGGCGGUGGAUGCACCGGCGCUUGCAGCGGCUCAGAGCACCAGGAGGGGGCGCCCAGGGCGCGUGCGCUCCACCGAGGCCGGCGGGGGAAGCCGGAGACGCCCGGGACGCGGUGAUUGGUCGGGGCGCCGAGGAGGCGAGCGCACCCGCUCGUGUUUGGCUGGAACGGGUGCAGGCCGCUCCAAUUGGCCGGGCGGACUUAGCGGGCUCCCAGCCCCGGCUCCCGGGCCGCGGCGGGCGGCGGCGGCCAAGCUGGCGGCGCGGUGGUCCCGCUCCCGCUCGCACCCGCGGCGCGACCGCGGCCGCCCGCACCCCCGGCUGAGCCGGGCCCGCUCGUCCCUGCCGCCCGCCCCGCCGCCGUCCCUGCCGCACCCGCCGCUGCCCGGGCUGCCCCCCGGCUCGAGCUCCGCGCCGCCGCCGCCGCCCUCGGCGCUCGCCCUGGCCGAGCUGCCGCCGCUGCCCGCCCUCCCGCUGCGCCCGGAGCCGCUGGCGCCCUGGGGUCCCGGGCCCCACCUGGCCCUGCCCGAGCUGCCGCCCGAGGCCUGCGCCCCCGCGCCGCCCGCCGCCGCGCUCGCCCUGCAGGCCCUGCCGCGCCUGCCCGCGCCCGCGCCGCCGCCCGCGCACCUGCCGCUGCCCCCGCUGCCCGAGGCCGCGCUCGCCGCCGUCCCCGGCCCCGUGGGCGCCCGCGGCCGGCCCCCGCGGCUCGCCGAGCCGCCCCCGCAGCCGCUGCCGCCGCUGCCGGCGCGGCCCUCGCCCUUCACCCUGCUGGCGCCGCCGCUGCCCCGCGAGACCUGGCCUCUCCCCGCCUUUCCCCCGCCGCCGCCGCCGCCGCCCCCGCCGCCCUACUUCUUCCUGUCGCCGCCCUGCUGACCGCUUAGCCCCGCGGGGCUACGGGUAGCCUGGGCUCAGGUAACCAAGUGGAUGGCAGAGCUCUCCAACACGCAGGAGUGGUAUCAGAAAGCCAGCCUUGACCUGGGGGGACCCGUGAGAGCCCAGGUCCCAUCGGCAAGAUCAAUUAGUUUGUGAGGUUCCUGUGACUGCAGUAACAGAUGAAUGCAAACUGAACGGCCCGGGACAAUAGAAAUGUGUUCUCUUCACAAGGCUGGUGGCCAGAGGUCUAAAAACAAAACAACAACAACAACAGAAUGACCUGCUGUGUCAGCAGCGACCAGAAACCUGCUCUGUCUGUCUUUUGCCUUGCUUUGGUAGGGCCUUGCUGUUCCUCCUCAGGCCUAGGAAAGACUGCCUUCGCCUCAGCUUUUAAGUACUUCGCUCAUUGCCUUUAUUGAGUUCAAAUUGACCUCAUAUUGAGAUCCUUCACUGGCUCGUGUUAGCAAAGACACUUUUCUCAGCUAGAUGUGGCAGCACAUGCCUUUAAUUUCAUCACUUGGGAGGCAGAGGCAAGUGAGGGCAGCCUGGUCUACAUAGUGAGUUCCAGGUUAGCCAGAACUAUACAGUGAGACCUUUAAAAAAACAAACAAAAAACCCAAUAAGCAAAAUGAAACAUUCCAUCACCUUACGAUUCUCGCAGGCUUAGCCUGAACUUGGAGUCUGAAAGCUCCUGCUAUCCAAGUAGCUGGACUGCAGGGUUCGUGCUACAAGCCUGGCUUAGGCGUGUCUGCCCGGCUCUGCCGCACCUGUCUUCCCAGAACUUAAGUGUUCCAGGCCAUGUCCUUCUCUGACCUGGGGCCUUGAGUGGUCUGGGCUGUCACAGUGGUACAGAAAGAAAGUGAUAUGCCUGUGUUUCCUGGUGCCUAUCUUUCUGCUUCCUUGUCUUCCUACGGUCUCCUUCCUGGCCCCAGCCCUUACUGCUUUCCCACUCAAAGUAUCAGGAUGGACAGUGAAUGUGUUUUUAAAGACAACUCCCAUGGGUGGCCAGAUGUCCGAGCCUAAGCUGUAGCUACUGCUGUGGGUUGAACACUGAUCAAAACUGAUAAUAAAGUUAAUUGUUACCCAGUC
Molecule: messenger RNA, 2205 nt
Organism: Meriones unguiculatus (Mongolian gerbil)
Lineage: Eukaryota; Metazoa; Chordata; Mammalia; Rodentia; Muridae
Product: WAS/WASL-interacting protein family member 3-like
Exons: 6
Coding region: 1-1116 (371 amino acids)
Source: RefSeq, a predicted model, not a curated record